Molecule: messenger RNA, 3831 nt
Organism: Plasmodium inui San Antonio 1
Lineage: Eukaryota; Apicomplexa; Aconoidasida; Haemosporida; Plasmodiidae
Product: adenosinetriphosphatase
Exons: 1
Coding region: 1-3831 (1276 amino acids)
Biological process (GO): double-strand break repair via homologous recombination; DNA replication
Cellular component (GO): cytoplasm; chromosome; nucleus
Molecular function (GO): 3'-5' DNA helicase activity; ATP binding; four-way junction helicase activity
Source: RefSeq, a predicted model, not a curated record
AUGCUGAAGUACCUGGAGGUGAAGAGGUCGAGUGGGUCGGAAACGGACCAGUCGGAAGGGAGUGAAGCGGCGGGAAGCUACUCCCUGGAGGAGCUGAAGACGAAGAUGGAGGCGGCGCAGAAGAAGCACUUCGGCUAUAAAAAUCUGAAGGGUUUCCAAAUCGAAGCGGUGCACGCAGUAUUCCACAAGAGAGACAGCUUAAUCGUGAUGGCCACGGGGAUGGGGAAGUCGCUAUGCUACCAGAUCCCCUCCCUUAUGGAAGAAGCCAAAAACAAAUUCACCAUGGUAAUAUCACCCCUUAUAUCUCUAAUGACAGAUCAGGUGGAUAAUCUGAAUAGGAAGAGAAUCUCCUCCAUUUUUUUAGGAAGCGGACAAAAGAUAAGUAAAGAUCAAGUGUUAACACAGGUGAAGCAUGGCAUGUACAAGAUAGUGUAUUGCAGUCCAGAGUAUGCACUGAAUAAUAAGCAGCUCUUUCUAAUGUUAAGGAGGAGGAUCCUACUGGUAGCCAUUGACGAAGUGCACUGCAUGUCGGAGUGGGGACAUGACUUUAGACCCUCGUACAGAAAACUACACGAAUUGAGGGACGUUUUAGUGGGAACCCCCUUUAUGGGGUUAACAGCAACGUGCACAGGAGAGGUCCAAAGAGAUAUCCUAAAAAAUCUAAAAUUCGAUUUGAAGAAAUGUCUUAUCAAAACGAGUAGCGUUAAUAAGAGGAACCUUUUCUACUGCGUUCGGGAGAAGACAAAUCUACUUAACGAUCUGAGAGAUGUGUUGGACAUCCCAUCUACCAAAUCUUUGCAGAGAACGAAGCGGUUUAUUGAUAACUCGAAAAUAUGCCCCUACAAUUCUACCCUUAUUUAUGUGAAUUCGAAGAAGGAAUGCGAGAGUAUCUUUUCCUUUCUGAGAGAGAAGGGACUGCUCGUCCGAAUGUACCAUGCGGAUUUGUCUAAUGAUGAGAAGAAGGAGGCACAUGAGAAGUUUUUAAAGGACGAAGUGCAGAUAAUCGUGGCGACGGUAGCAUUUGGCAUGGGCAUCGACAAACCGGAUAUUAGGAGGAUCGUCCACUAUGGCUUUUCCCGGUCUUUGGAGGCCUACGUGCAGCAGGUGGGAAGGGCUGGUCGAGACAACAGCAAUGCGGAGGCUAUUCUUUUCUUUCACAUAAAUGACGAAUCGAAGAUAAAAAAUCUGCUCCUAAGAGAAAACAUUGCCAAUAACUUAAUCGAAACCAACUUCCAACGCGUCGAGCAUAUCAUAAGCAUGUUCACGGAGGCAUCCGACUAUGCUUACUCCACCAUCUGUCGGAGGAAAAAGAUAUAUGACUAUUUUGAUGAGACGCCGGAGACAUGCACCGAUGUGGACGUCUUCAACUGCGAGGAUAACUGCGGCGUCUGCUUUUAUGUGAAGAAGUACGACAUGUACCUUUGUGCCAACUGCGACAAUUGUGCUUAUUAUUUGGGGGAGAUUCGCGGGGCAACCAAAAAGAUGAUCAGGGGAACAAGCAUCGGGGGAACAAACAUGGGAGGUAUAAACCCCCUCGACGUGAGUGCAGGCCCCUCGAAGAGGCAAUCCCGCACAGACUCAACCUCUCUGCUGAAGAGGGACUCGCGUAAUGGGCUGACUGCUACUCUUCCUAGGAGGAACAGCACCCCCCACGCAGUCCCCACCGGCCAAGGAAUAGACCUCUCCACGGAACUGAAAACGUUACUCAGCUGCAUUUCCUCCCUUAAGGGAAGAACCGGAGUAGGAGUCAUCUGCAAAGUGCUCGUAAAAAGCAAAGAAGCAUCCAUAAUUAAAAAAGGCUACCACAACAUUAAAGAAUAUGGCGAUGGUGCACACAAAAGCACCAGCUGGUGGUCCGCUUUUCUGAAAGUGGCAAGAAAUGACAAAUACGUGAAGGAGACGUUAGUCUAUAGUAAGGAUGUAAGCUACCUCAGUGUAGGCGUAACGCCAAAGGGGGAGGAGUUUAUUAACGCUUCUGAGCAAAGGUACAACGUCAGAUUGCCCUUCUUUCUGAUGGACAGGGAGAAGAAGGAAAAGCCUGUCAAAGGAGCGAAGAAGGCCAAUGGAUUCAGAAGUGCAAAUGAGCCCUUUGAUUAUACAAAUGAGGAGAGGGCUAGUCAGCGGAACAGAGGCGGCACCUUCGGGACGGACUUCACCCACAGGGAAAGAAGAAACAAUCUACGCAGGGAAGAAAACCAGUUGGAAGGAGAACCCCUUUCCCCUCUCUUGACAGCUACCCACCGUAGUUCCUCCCACCAGGCCGAAGGAGUUUACCCGAUAGAGAAAGCCAGCGUCGAAAGGAACAACACUAUUCCGGAUAACAAAUAUGGAUACUUCAACACGGACAAGAAUCAAUGUCACAGGGAACAUCAGUACAGGGAGGAAAAACUAACGGAAGAGAAAAUAAAUGACUCUAUUAUGAAAAUCUUACUUAGGACAAGAAUCAUAGAAGCCAGACAACAGAACAUCCCCCCCUUUCAGUUAAUAUCGGACAAGCCAUUAAAAGACAUAUGCCACAAACGACUCAACUCGGUGCACCUGAUUAGAAAGCACGUUGAUAAUAUUUCCCCCGUUUGUCCUAACUCCUUUUUGGAAAAGCUCAUUUCAGGCAUCCGAGGUUUUUGCCUGCUACACGACUUAGAUAUGAAUAUAAAUCUCAACACAGCUAGCCAAAAUGUGGGUUCAACUGAACCCGUCGAUAGAAGCAUGUCCAGUCUGAACAAGUUUUCCAACCUAAUUUCGUCCUUUCAAUAUGACCACAAGGGGCGAAAGCUUGGGGAAGACUCCUCCUUCCAGGGCGCCCCCUCGAGGGAGAUAAGAAGUGGUCCUUAUCCAGAUGGGGGGAUAGGCAAUAGUCUCGCCGACAGCGGCAUUCCCCAGGGGGGCAUUCCCCACGGAGAAGUUGUUCAUAGCGGAGUUACCCACGGAGGAGCUACCCACAAAGGCAUUACCGACGCCGGAGUUGUCCGCCACUGCGCGCACGGGGAGGAAGAGACGUCCUCCUUCCGAAGUAGACACUUUAAUGGUGGCGACAAGACGGAGAUGAAAAUGGGCAUCAGUGGUAAUGGAACUUGUCACCCCCACGGCGAAAGGAACCAUACCACUGGGGAGCUCAUAGGAGGGGUGAAGCCGCUCCUCGACUGUGAGACAAACCACCCGCACAGCGAUGCCAUCGAGAAAAACCGUAGACCAAAGGAAACCACGUUGAGCCCCUUUUGCACCACUGCGGACGCGACCAGCCCGCUGCACCAUUUUAGCGGAAACGACAAAAACAGGCUGAUGGAUUUUUUCGACGACGAUUUUAAAUUUGUAAAAGAGGCCAACCAAUUGGCGGCAAACCAGUCGAAGGAUAACCACUUGGAUGCCAACCGAGACCAUUUGCUCGUGGAUAGGAAAAAGGUACGACAAGCUCCCCUCGACUUGUCCAACUAUACCUUCCAAGAUGGGGUGUGCAGAGGGAGUCACACAGCGCAACCCAUGCAGAUCCCCCACGAAGCGGCCAAGCCAAGUGAACGAACAAUUUGUCCAAACCGAAUUGAUACCAUCACCCGUUUGAGCACCCCGGGGGAAUAUGCAAACGGAGGUGCACGGACAGGCCCAAGUGCGCAGGAAUCACCCCCAGGUGACCCCUUCAUAGAAACAUUCCACAUUAGGAAAACCAUGGGGGAGAAUCACGUCGAUGUCUUAAAUGACAAAAAAAAAAAAUUAGAUUUGAUCGAUUCGUUUUCAUAUGACUAUAAAAAAAAACAGGACGAAGAUAGCCUGGGAGGGCUCCACGGCGGCCACGAUGGCGCUUCGUCCUUUCAGGACUUAAAGCGACGAAGAUUUUAA